Molecule: messenger RNA, 2264 nt
Organism: Musca domestica (house fly)
Lineage: Eukaryota; Metazoa; Arthropoda; Insecta; Diptera; Muscidae
Exons: 2
Coding region: 144-2228 (694 amino acids)
Cellular component (GO): extracellular region
Molecular function (GO): chitin binding
Source: RefSeq, a predicted model, not a curated record
CUAAAUUUCUUAUGCCGGGCUGGGAGCAAACUUUCACGGCCAGCCGGUAGUAUUGGCUUGAUUGCUAUCUGAAACAGUUUGUUGUGAUUUUUUUGCGGAAGAUUUUCCCAGAGGAUACUGAAACUUUAGAGCAGCUCACCAGAAUGGGAUCCCAUUGCUUUGGAAGAAAAAAUCUCGUCUUGUUAAUAUACCUAAUUUUGUGGGGCGUCCAUGGCUACUUGGCCCAGGCGAUUGGGGAUUUUGAUACCCGAUUUUUGUGUUCCCAGCUGAGAAACGACGUUCCUUUUCAAGAUCCUGGAUAUGGAAAUAGCUACCUGGGAUGUAAUGAUGGGCGGGGAAUUGAGGUGAACAAGAAUGCGACAGCAUUGGUAGAACCUAAAACCCUGGCAAAUGAAAAACUCUCCGAGGAUCCAGAGACAAUGCGGAACCCAGAGAAGAAGACUUCGACAAGGGAAAUUUUAAAACCUCCCAAAAUCGAGAAGAUACCCCAGACAAUCAAGGAGCCGGAGACUCCUAAAACCUUGGCAUAUGAAAAAUUCUCAGAGAGCACCAGGAAAUAUCAGAUGCUUGGAAAUCCUGAAAAUAGCGUAAAUGUCGAGAUCGAUCCGAUGAACAAGGAAUCGAACACCCCUCUAUUCUUAGCUGAGAUCUUGGGGCCGGCAAUCCAAAACUACCAAUUUAACGAAGAUUACCAAUCCACAGUCCCCACCGAAGUCGGUCCUGAAUUCCAUGAACCCACCAAACAACCUGAAAAUUCCGAUCCAGAAAUUCCCAAUGGUCCUAGGGAAUAUUUUGAUGCCUCCACCAUAUGUCCCCUGCUUCCACAUGGUACCCGUAUCAAGGAUCCAAAUUUUUGCAAUUUCUUUAUUGAAUGUCAGAAUGAUAUCAUCCUCUGGGGUAGCUGUGAUGACCUUUAUUUUGAUGCCAAAACUGGAAAAUGUCAAGACCCUGCCAUGGUGCGUUGUCUCUCCAGCCAACCAUGUUUGUAUAAGGAUGGUGUCUUUGUUGCCGAUCCUUAUUCGUGUGAAACCUAUUAUUAUUGUUCGCAGGGUGUGGGCAUUCGGGGUACAUGUAGUUCGGGUAUGUUUUUCAAUCCGGACACAGGCUAUUGUGUCCGAGACUUUCCCUGUCCCAUCGUCCUGUAUCCGGAAGAUGUGUGUAACAUUGUGCCGGAUGGUGUGAAUAUCCAAGUUCCUCAGCAAUCCAGGGAGUAUCAGACAUGUUGGGAUUCAAUACUGUAUAAUAACACCUGUCCGGAAACAUUUGUCUUUGACACUGGCCGGGGUUAUUGCAUCCCCACGGGUCCCAUACAGGAUCCAACGGAUUUGGAGUCCUCAUUCCGUCCAGAACACUAUUGUCCCUUUGUGGCCUAUGGUACUCUGAUCAAGGAUCCUCGUUACUGUGACACCUAUGUGGAGUGUAUGGAUGAUAGGAAUAAGCCCCACACCUGUCCGGAGGGUCUACAUUUCGAUUUGGAAUCUUUGACCUGUACCGAUCCGAAUACGGCCAAAUGUCUGACAAUCAAACCCUGUCGCCACAAACAUAUGGUAAAUGUGGCCGACCCAUUUUCCUGCAGCAGUUACCUGUAUUGCUAUAAUGGCAUUGCCAGCCGGGUCCAAUGUCCGACUGGCCAAAAUUUCAAUCCCGAUACGGGUUUGUGCACCACCAAUUAUCGCUGCCAAAUCGAAGUUCACCCGGAGGACACGUGCAAUAUAAUUCCCGAGGGAAUUGGCUUCAAGGAAGACAACAUCACCGAUGACCGGGCCUAUCAGGUAUGUGUGGACAAAAAAUUGGAACAGCGUCUCUGUCCCUACCCAUGGGAAUGGAACAUCUUCGGCGGACAAUGUUUGCCACCUGUAGUUAAAUGUACCCAAUAUGGGGUUUUCAUGUCCGACGGCUAUACCUGUGACGGUUAUAUGUAUUGUAAGGACCAAGUCCAAACGUAUCAUUCCAGAUGUGAACAGAAUCGUUUCUUUGAUCCUACGGAGGGUGGACAAUGCGUUCUGCGUACCAAUAUUGCCUGUCCCUAUGAUCGUUGUGUCACCCUGGGCUAUGAGGGCAUUCAAAUGGCCAACAUUUUCAAUGACGACUGCAGGGGAUAUGCCAUCUGCCAGGAUGGCAAGGAGAUUGCAAGGAAUGUUUGUCCCUCAGGACUUUAUUUUGAUGAGGCCACACAAAAGUGCGAGUCGUACAAAGUAGAAUACAUGGCAUGUAAAAAAACAAUGUAAAAUACUGAAGAAAAUCAAUAAAUCAAAUAAAGACAA